This is a messenger RNA of Tachysurus fulvidraco (yellow catfish), 3481 nucleotides long. RefSeq lists its product as uncharacterized. Gene Ontology annotation, biological process: proteolysis. The coding region runs from base 92 to 3178 and encodes 1028 amino acids. NCBI's taxonomy places the organism in Eukaryota, Metazoa, Chordata, Actinopteri, Siluriformes, Bagridae. Gene Ontology annotation, molecular function: serine-type endopeptidase activity. The record is from RefSeq and is a predicted model, not a curated record. The transcript has 21 exons.
GCAGUGAUACUGGGUAGAUAUAAGGGAGCAGGAGAGAGGACAAGAACACCUGCUCACUUGAACAAACAGAGACAGAGAGCUGAACGCAAAGAUGCUGAGACUUAAGUGUGUGUUUGUUGCCCUGGUCUUGUGUUUAAAAGGUUCCCAUUCUCAGCUCAGUGAAUGUGGAACUGCACCUUUUAACACCCGUAUUGUGGGUGGACAGAGUAGCUCAGCUGGGGCAUGGCCUUGGCAAGUCAGUAUACAGAGCCCUGUGUAUAACGGCCAUUUCUGUGGAGGAUCACUAAUCAACAAAGACUGGGUUCUGACAGCAGCCCACUGUUUCUCCAGUGCUAGCAUGUCUAGCCUGACUGUGUAUUUGGGGAAACAGACUUUAAAAGGCUCUAAUCCCAAUCAAAUUGCAAGAAGUGUUAAAAAGGUGAUCAUUCACCCCAGCUACAACAGUGCAACUCAGGACAACGACAUUGCCCUUCUGCUUCUGAACUCCUCCGUCACCUUCACAAACUACAUCAGACCAGUGUGCCUUGCAGGUCAAGGCAGCAGUUUUCCAACUGGCACCAAGGGCUGGAUUACAGGCUGGGGAAGCAUUGCAUCUGGAGUGCAACUGCCAUCACCUGGUGUGCUGCAGGAGGCAGUCGUGCCCACUGUCAAUAGCUUUAUUUGUGAUUAUCUACUGGGAUACGGAUCUAUCACCACAAACAUGAUCUGUGCUGGUUAUCUCCAAGGAGGCACAGACACCUGUCAGGGGGAUUCUGGAGGUCCAAUGGUGGCUAAGAAGGGUGCAGUCUGGAUUCAGACUGGUAUCACUAGCUGGGGUGAAGGCUGUGCUCGAGCCUUCUCACCUGGUGUCUAUACUCUGGUGUCUCAGUUCCAGACCUGGAUAUCCAGUGUCAUCAAUCAAAAUCUGCCUGGCUUUAUCAAGGGAUCCCAGUUUAUCUCUGCCAACUCCCGGCUUCAUACUCCUGGGGUAAACGCUAUUGUUGCCGAGGACUUGCGGGAGCAGAGUUACCGGGGGAAAGGAGUACAGAUGGAGCAUCGGCCACAUCCAUACCAAGGCAUCCAGGCCCAACGGGGCCGGAUGAGAGAGGGAAAGCCACGGCGGACAGUGGGUCAACUCCUUGGAGGUGCAGAUCCACUAACGCCUGGCCGAAAAUCUGCCAAAUUCGCUCACGUGGGGGUGGAGACAUCACUCCCCAGCCCUCAGCACCUACCUCGACAGGAAGUCUGCCUCCCACUUUACAUGACCUGGAAUGAACAUUGCUCUCAGCAAAAGGAACCUGGUCUCUGCCCAGAGCAGAAUCUGCUGUGCCAACCUGAAAAGGGGGUGCAAAUGCAGACCACCCUGAUGAUUUAUAUAGAGAACCACCGCACUGCUGUCUGUCCAUACGAAGACAUGGCAACCCCUGAGAGUAUAGAUCUGAGCCCGCAGAAAAUCGGCCAAAAAUCGGACACAGCCCCCUGUCCUUCUUGGGAACGAAAUAUCGGAGUCCUCUACCAGAGUCCUGCUCUGGUAGAGGAACAUGCUCUAUGGCCCCUUUCCUCAGGAGCAAGAGAAGUUACUCUUGGAGGAACACCACCUGCACACUGGCAGGUGCUAACCCAGGGAGAUCCAUGCAAGGAAGAGGAGCAGGCACAGACCCUACUGCUCCCCAAAAUGGUGGAGGCGGUGGGGCAGGCAGUAGGGGGAGACUUCCUAAAUAGAAUGCUCUUAGGAACCCCAGCCCUCGGGCAUCAGGACUCCAUUGUAGCCCACCUGGCCAAGAUGACGGACCUAAGGUUCCUCUCCGUGGCAACCAGCGCAGCUAGUGAAUUGCCAAUAGAGCGGGCCAUCUGCUUUGUGGCACGCAAAGUCAGUGGCUCAGCAGAGCUCAGAUACCACCUGAGGUCCCAACCCCUUGCCACCGUCAAGCCUUGGUGUGCAGGGCUGCACUUGCUUGGCCUUCUGCAGCAUAGGCCUUACACACAAAGGCUGAGACGAGAGAUAUCCCUCAAGCAUCUCUUCGAUCCAAGGCAUUGCCCCAUACCCAUGGCUUUCAAGCCUUAUAAGGGCCGAAUAGUAACAUAUGGAGAGCCCGAUGUGGAAAGCAGCACGCUAACUCAACCUGCGAACCCCAUGAUCGAAGCCGCCGCGCUGUCUCGGCGGACGUGGGACCUGAACCACGAAGCCUCGAAAGGGAAGUCUGGAUGGGACGCUGGUCUCCACGCCGGUCAGCGUGUGCUGGUGAACCUGGCUAACUCGUCUAACUUGGCUACCAGACCAAGCAACAACAACACUGUCAGUUUCGGUCUUCUUAACAUCCGCUCACUCACGAGUAAGGGAGACAGAGAGCUGAAUGCAAAGAUGCUGAGACUUGAGUGUGUGUUUGUCGCCCUGGUCUUGUGUUUAAAAGGUUCCCAUUCUCAGCUCAGUGAAUGUGGAACUGCACCUUUUAACACCCGUAUUGUGGGUGGACAGAGUAGCUCAGCUGGGGCAUGGCCGUGGCAAGUUAGUAUACAAAGCCCUGUGUAUAACGGCCAUUUCUGUGGAGGAUCACUGAUCAACAAAGACUGGGUUCUGACAGCAGCCCACUGUUUCUCCAGCACUAGCAUGUCUAGCCUGACUGUGUAUUUGGGGAAACAGACUUUAAAAGGCUCUAAUCCCAAUCAAAUUGCAAGAAGUGUUAAAAAGGUGAUAAUUCACCCCAGCUACAACAGUGCAACUCAGGACAACGACAUUGCCCUUCUGCUUCUGAACUCCUCCGUCACCUUCACAAACUACAUCAGACCAGUGUGCCUUGCAGGUCAAGGCAGCAGUUUUCCAGCUGGCACCAAGGGCUGGAUUACAGGCUGGGGAAGCAUCGCAUCUGGAGUGCAACUGCCAUCUCCUGGUGCGCUGCAGGAGGCAGUGGUGCCCACUGUCAAUAGCUUUAUUUGUGAUUAUCUACUGGGAUACGGAUCUAUUACCACAAACAUGAUCUGUGCUGGUUAUCUCCAAGGAGGCACAGACACCUGUCAGGGGGAUUCUGGAGGUCCAAUGGUGGCUAAGAAGGGUGCAGUCUGGAUUCAGACUGGUAUCACUAGCUGGGGUGAAGGCUGUGCUCGAGCCUUCUCACCUGGUGUCUAUACUCUGGUGUCUCAGUUCCAGACCUGGAUAUCCAGUGUCAUCAAUCAAAAUCUGCCUGGCUUUAUCAAAUACUAACACAAUGGAACAACCGGUGUAUGUACUGAUGCUUCAGGCAGAUAGGAAGCAUGUUAAUUUAUUAUGUUAUAUACAAUGUAUAAUUAUUAAUUAUAGAUUUCUAUAUUUAUUUAUUUUUUUUUACAGAAUUGAAUCUAAUUAAUUGUCGAGACAUGACAUUGUAAUAUAAGAUUGGUUUUAAUAAUAUAUGUUGUGAUGGUACUACUGUACAUGUACAGGGUAUUACAUAUUUUUUAAUGUAUGUUAUGAUGUUUAAUGUUUAAUGUUUCAUUUACUGUUCAUACAAUUAAAGAGAAUUUACCA